Molecule: messenger RNA, 1056 nt
Organism: Dujonia railenensis
Lineage: Eukaryota; Fungi; Ascomycota; Pichiomycetes; Serinales; Debaryomycetaceae
Source: the annotation of a GenBank genome assembly
AUGAGAGCCUUGCUUUUUUUAUGGGGCGCACUCAGCUUAAUCUCAUCUGCGUUGUGCUUGUUUGACGGAUUAAAUUGGUUCUCAAGUGGGAGUAAACAGAUCGGCAGGAGAAGCGAUGAUGUGGAAUUGCACAUUAACGACAAUGAUCUUGAAAACGUUUUGAAUAAUAAAAAAUACCUGCUUAUCUAUUUUUAUUCUGAUACUUGUGGGUACUGUGAUAGAUUUAAUCCGGAUUUUGGCUAUAUCGCCCAGCUUUACAAUGGUGGGAAUGGUCUGGACAGUUUCCAGGUAUUGAAAUCUAACGGGAAGAAAAACAAGAGACUCAUUCAAUUGUUUGGUAUAACUCACUACCCUACUUUGAAAAUAGUGAAUUUUGAGACUAAGGAGAUUUUCACUUUUGACGCCGAGAGAACUGUCCAGCUGAUCGUAGAAUUUAUAAGCCAUUAUACUGGUACAGAGCCUGACUACAGCAACUUCGAAUCGCCCAUAAAGAAAUUGGACGAUGAGAACUACGAAGAUUUCAUCAAUGGUGCUUCUUCCUCUUCUUCUUCCUCCUCCUCAUCAUCAUCUACCCUGGCCAAAGUGAUUGUAUUUGCAGCUUCCUUUACCAGGGCCUGGGAAAAUUCGCACUACCCGCAGCAUUUCUUCCAGAAGUUCCCACAGCAGUUUCCGCAGGUUGAAUUUGCAUUCGUUAACGCUGAGCACUCCAACACAACUGCAUUGCAGAGGUACUUAAGAGUGGCCAAUUUCCCAUCUAUUGUCAAGAUCGAUACCAAAACCGGCGCCAUAAGCACAUUCCAGACCAAUUCCCAGAACUUCGCUACCAAUGAUAAGCUAACACGAGACCAAUGUUUGACUUUCAUCACUGGAGCACUCGAAGAGGGUGUGAAAAAAUAUGCCAGUUUGGAAGCCUUACAAGACGCAGCUGCCAACAGCGCAGAAAAGUAUGAGAUACCACAGGGUUGGGGUAUGCAGGUUGUGCCAAAGGGCAAUUCCGCCGAGGAUUUAUCGCUCGAAGAGGAGUACGAAGAGUUGAUGUAUGGAGAUGAACUCUAG